GCUGCCACUCUCCGGAUGGGGUAUCUGUCGGCCAUUCCGUACCCGGUACACCGAGGCCAGGAUCAAGCCUCAGCACGACACCAUACGCUAUGGGGAGAAUGAGUAAAAGUAAUAAAAGAGAGCACGCGAGCUCCAAGUCGACUUACCCCGAGAAUAAAAGUCAGAAGUCGUCAGGUCUCGA
Messenger RNA from Acaulospora colombiana, 181 nucleotides. Lineage: Eukaryota; Fungi; Glomeromycota; Glomeromycetes; Diversisporales; Acaulosporaceae. The record is from the annotation of a GenBank genome assembly.